Paramuricea clavata is the source of this 796-nucleotide messenger RNA. Lineage: Eukaryota; Metazoa; Cnidaria; Anthozoa; Malacalcyonacea; Plexauridae. The record is from the annotation of a GenBank genome assembly.
AUGGCCGCCAGCAGAAAGAACCAGGGCAAUGUGAUAACUUCUAAAAAGAAACCAACCAACAAUCUCCCGGUUUGUGUAAACAAAGAUCAUCUGGGGGGAAAAGCACAUUCCACAGAACAAUGUAUUUCAGGUAUAAAUAUAUUUAACAACUGUAUUUCUGAAAUUAUAAACCAGAAUAUAAUCAAUGAUCUAGCUGGCCAGAAAGAAAUAUAUGACUCAAAGUUCAAGACUGUAGAUAUAAACGAGCUCCCAAUACGAUCACGACAUGCACUAUUUUCUAGAGCUUGCCCUCAUGAUAGGCAUGAUCCAGAUUUGACUAAGAACACUGAUUGUCAAAUACGUCAUCAUGACCGUGAACCCAGCAGAAUACCAGUGAAAAGGUUAACUCAAAAGUUUAGAAAAAGUCGGUUGUUAAGAAAACAACUUAAGCAUAACAUCAAAAGGUCUGUACCAAGAUCCUCGCAACUUCAUUAUAUAGUAUGGAAUUUGUGUCGUAAAAACACUUGUCACAUGAAGCGUGUCACUGAUGACAUUUACUGUCCUACUAAGAAGGUUGGAAAGAGAAACAGAACAAAGCUUGCAACAAGGUGUUUAGGACCUUAUGUUAAUCAAGGCAUUCUUGAAGAUAUUUUCUACUUGUCAGGUUUUACUCGUGAUAUACAUGCAAAACAGGAAUACAAAAAUUAUAAUCACUUAAAGAGUGUCAGCCAGUCUGCAUUAUAUACUGAUAUUGAGAAAAGUCCUGGUCCUGUUUUUAUUGAUCCUGGCAAGACAAUAUGUGCCCCAUAUAGCCAAG